Molecule: messenger RNA, 1315 nt
Organism: Xyrichtys novacula (pearly razorfish)
Lineage: Eukaryota; Metazoa; Chordata; Actinopteri; Labriformes; Labridae
Source: the annotation of a GenBank genome assembly
AUGAUCUGUGUCUGCUGCUUCGCUUUGAGUCUCUCACUGUUUUCAGGUCUUAACAUGUUUUUUACUGUCAAAGAGGUUCAGGAGAUAAAAAUGAUCAUGUUAAACUUCUGUCAGAUCUUUAUAAGUCAGUCUGAUCUUCUCCACAGGUUCCUCUGUGAGUGUCAAAGUCACACAGACUCAAGCAGAUCUGUUCUACACACCAGGAGACACGGCCAGAAUCAACUGUUCUCAUGAUGAGAGUAAAUACGAUCAAAUCCUCUGGUAUAAGAAGACAAACGGCACACAGAUGCAGUUACUGGGAUAUAUGUAUUAUACAAAAGGAACUCCAGAGGACAAAGUGAAUGUGAGCUUUGAAGGUGGAGCGAGCAAAGACCAGAACUGCACAUUAAUCAUUGAAAAAGUCGACCUGAGCAGCAGUGCGGUGUAUUUCUGUGCUGCGAGUUUACACGGUGCUCUACAUCACUGCUCAUCAGUACAAAAACCUCCUCUUCAUUACAGCCCACAGACUCCUGCACCUGGAUCUCUUCCCUUCAAAGAGUUGUUAUGAACUUCAACAGACCUCCAAAGAGCUGAACCAGACUUCCUCAUGGACCAAUCAUCCUCCAGACUUCAAUCAAUAAAACACUCCUCUUUGAGCAUCUCUCACCUUCUUCUUAACCUGUUCAAUAAUCACAUGAUUUGAUUUUGAAAUAACUCGCACUUGUACUGAUGUGACCUCAGAGUAAAGUCAGAUAAUCAGCGACAGUCUGAGUUAUUUCUCUGUACUGUGUUUUAGCGUCUGUGUUGAGGUCAGAUCUUCUAAAUCUCUGACUCCUCCCCUCUCAGCUGAUCCUACAUCAGUUCAGUCUGCCCGUGAACGCAGACACAGAGAGACAGAUCAGGACAUCAUGAUCAGGAUCCUUCUGCUGCUUCUCUGCUUCUGUAGGUUUGAACUCAAACUCUUUGAUAAAAAUCCUUCAGUGUCACCCUAAUGUCACACCGCUGUCUUUUCUCUCUGUGUGCAGGUCAGUCACUGAGCUAUGAAGUCCAUCAACAUCCUCCGUCAAUCUUGGGAAGUCCAGAAAGUACUCAAGUUAUCAGCUGCAAUCACUCCGUCAGUACAUUUUACGUGAUUUUGUGGUAUCAGGUGCCAACAGGUGACUCUAAACUCGACCUCAUUGGAUAUAUUCAGUAUAAAAGGCCUGAUGUGGAGGAGAAACACAAACCGCACUUCAACAUAACCGGAGAUGGCUCGAAGAGAUCUGAACUUCAUGUGCUGAAACUCAGACAGGAGGACGACGGCGGCGUGUUUUACUGUGCAGCGAGUACACAGUGA